GAAUAAAGCGUGAAUGUAUUUCAGUCCACGUUGGCCAAGCCGGAGUUCAGAUCGGCAACGCUUGUUGGGAGUUGUACUGCCUGGAGCAUGGAAUUCAGCCUGAUGGCCAAAUGCCGAGCGACAAGACUAUCGGCGGAGGAGACGAUUCCUUUAACACGUUUUUCAGCGAGACUGGAGCAGGAAAACACGUUCCUCGCGCCGUGUUCGUUGAUUUAGAGCCAACAGUUGUCGACGAAGUUCGUUGUGGGACAUACAGACAGCUGUUUCAUCCAGACCAGUUGAUGACUGGCAAAGAAGAUGCCGCUAACAACUAUGCUCGCGGGCACUACACCGUCGGAAAAAGUAUUAUCGACCAAGUCCUCGAUAAAAUAAGAAAACUGGCUGACCAGUGUACUGGAUUGCAAGGUUUUCUCAUCUUCCAUUCCUUUGGUGGUGGUACUGGCUCUGGAUUCACAUCUCUGCUUAUGGAGCGUCUGUCUGUCGACUAUGGAAAGAAAUCCAAGCUGGAAUUUUCAAUCUACCCAGCYCCACAAAUUGCAACGGCUGUUGUMGAGCCUUACAACUCCAUUCUGACCACUCACACCACCUUGGAACACUCUGACUGUGCCUUCAUGGUGGACAAUGAGGCCAUCUAUGACAUCUGCCGUCGUAACUUGGACAUUGAGAGGCCAACUUACACCAACCUGAACAGACUGAUUGGUCAGAUUGUGUCCUCCAUCACAGCUUCGCUCCGUUUUGAUGGCGCCUUGAAUGUGGAUUUGACUGAGUUUCAGACCAACUUGGUGCCAUACCCACGUAUUCACUUCCCUCUGGCCACCUAUGCUCCUGUUAUCUCUGCUGAGAAAGCUUACCACGAGCAGUUGAGUGUUGCUGAAAUUACUAACGCCUGCUUUGAACCAGCCAAUCAGAUGGUUAAAUGUGACCCACGUCACGGCAAAUACAUGGCCUGCUGUUUGCUGUUCCGUGGUGACGUGGUACCCAAGGAUGUGAAUGCAGCUAUUGCGACAAUCAAAACCAAGAGAACUAUUCAGUUUGUGGACUGGUGCCCAACUGGCUUCAAGGUUGGAAUCAACUACCAGCCUCCUACAGUUGUUCCUGGCGGUGACCUGGCCAAGGUUCAGCGUGCUGUGUGUAUGUUGAGUAACACCACAGCUAUUGCUGAGGCCUGGGCCCGUUUGGAUCACAAGUUUGAUCUGAUGUACGCCAAGCGUGCUUUUGUUCACUGGUAUGUGGGUGAGGGUAUGGAGGAAGGAGAGUUCUCUGAGGCUCGUGAAGAUUUGGCAGCGUUGGAGAAGGAUUACGAGGAAGUUGGCGUGGAUUCUGCUGCAGCGGAAGGCGACGAGGAGGAAGAAGGAGAGGAAUAUUAGAAACUGUCAUAAGUGAAGUUCAGUUGUUUGUCGAGUCUAUAAUUCCAGAUAUGAUCGUGAAACAUGGACUAAAUAAAGGAUCUGAAACGGA
This is a messenger RNA of Orbicella faveolata, 1458 nucleotides long. RefSeq names its product tubulin alpha-1 chain-like. Gene Ontology annotation, cellular component: microtubule. Gene Ontology annotation, molecular function: GTP binding; structural constituent of cytoskeleton. NCBI's taxonomy places the organism in Eukaryota, Metazoa, Cnidaria, Anthozoa, Scleractinia, Merulinidae. The record is from RefSeq and is a predicted model, not a curated record. Gene Ontology annotation, biological process: microtubule-based process.